Heterobasidion irregulare TC 32-1 is the source of this 1383-nucleotide messenger RNA. RefSeq lists its product as uncharacterized. Gene Ontology annotation, cellular component: amphisome; aggresome. Gene Ontology annotation, biological process: mitophagy; endosome organization; aggrephagy. The transcript is spliced from 10 exons. Lineage: Eukaryota; Fungi; Basidiomycota; Agaricomycetes; Russulales; Bondarzewiaceae. Gene Ontology annotation, molecular function: zinc ion binding; protein kinase C binding; K63-linked polyubiquitin modification-dependent protein binding. Bases 10 to 1278 code for a protein of 422 amino acids. The record is from RefSeq and is a predicted model, not a curated record.
ACCGAUCGGAUGUUUUAUCCAACAAGUUCUAACAAUCGCAGAAACUCCUAUCCCACUUCCAUCGAUUCUUUUAAGAGCCAACUUCCUUCAAUAGCCCUUCCAAGCGACAUCACCCGAAACUCCCUCUCUGACCACCUGGAGCCCACCCAUAGCCCACCCACUGUAUCACGACCGAUGGCUGAUUCCAUUCAGAUAGACAAAGCUGAGCAAGUGACCGACUGCUCAAAGUGUGGCAGGUCACUCGACUUGGAGCGGUAUGUAUGCGGAACAUGCGGAGAGAAGCAACCGUUGCAGUCCGAGACUCCAAUUGAAGGCAGUGUGAGCCGAUCUUCUAUCCUUGGCCAUUCAACCACUAUGUCUCGCUCGGGGGCCAUCACGACACAAUCCAUGGGUUACGAACUCUGCUCCGGUUGUUUGAAAUCUUUUGGCAUAGAUCAUUCAAUUGCUAUCAUUCGAGGAGAAGACCCUUCUCGAGCCGGUGUUUUGAGCGUACAGGAUCCUUCAACCUGGAUCCGUAGCGCUCCGAGACAGGAAGGUCAAUUACGGCAUGCAUUCGUCCUGAAACGAUGGGUCAGUAAGGGUAGCUCUAGUGAAUGGGAAGAAGUUGAUUCCUUGCCUGAAACAUCCAAAUGCUCUGGGUGCCAAGACGAAAUCUCUAGGGAUAGGUACAAAUGCGCGUCCUGUCCGGUCUACGUACUAUGCAUGGCUUGCUACAAAAAUGUACACGAUAUCCAUCCCAUCCACGUAUUCUUAGCGAUAUCAUCACAGACUACACGUUCACGACGAGGAACAAUUGGGACCCAGUCUAGUGGAUCAUCUCAUACCAUCAGAGCCACAAGCGGCACCUGUGAUGGAUGUCACCAGAUCAUUGGCGAUGUUCACUACGAUUGUGCAUCUUGUCCUACAGGAUCAAUCUAUCGUCUGUGCUCGUCUUGCGAGAACGACUCUGCUCGAAUUCAUGAUCCCAUGCAUAUCUUUGUCAAAAUUCUUUCUACAACUUCAGGUCGGCGGAGGUCCCUGCAUCUCCCUCAGGCAUUGUACAAAUACUCUACUAGAAGAAGUAGUUCCAUAUCACAUCUCCAAAGCGUGCGGCACGACUAUGUGCUUUGCGACCGUCACGGGCGCUCUAUCGUGGGGAAAUGGUUUCAUUGCGUAGACUGUCGCCGAGACCUAUGUGCCGAGUGUGAAGAUCUCGCGGAGCAUGAUAGCUCCCAUGUAUCUAUUGUCUUCAAAUCUGCAGUUGAUACAAAGGUCUUUGGAUCUACCGGGUUAGAAUGAGAGUCGCACGAAUGCUCUCGAAUGGUGUUUUGCAUUUUGAUCAAUGUAAUAGUAUGGCCCCGUAGUCUGUACUGCUCUGAGCGAAUUUCUUGAUACUAGGUUCUC